AUGUUCGAUAAGUAUGGCACAGAGGGUUCCAACGAGGUGGCAGAUACAGGUAGAAUUCCAGCUCAUCCUUGUGAAACCGUAGCUCACACCACCAACACAAAUGAAAUUUCUGCUGGUCAGAACUGCCCUAUCGAUCUCUCUUCUUCUCUCCGCCUGCGUUUACGUCGCCGGCGCAAUGCCGUCUGCGGAAAUACUGCUCUUGGCCAGGGUCUAAAAGACUUUCUUUUGUCAUAUGUCGUAUCCCACCUGACUGAAUCUAUGUCUGACUCACUCAGCCUUACUUCACCUCAACGGUCGCAGACCCUGCAACAACAACAACACUCUUUGCUCCGGCAUCGUCUUAUUCAGCGGCAUCAGCAGAUGUUGGCUCGUCGUCGUCAAACAUCAGAAGUUCAGUCUACAUGUCAAAGUAAUAGCGCGCCUGGCGUGAGUGCACCAAUUUGUGGAACCCAUGGAUCGGUCUCUACUGGCCCUGCUUCGUUUGUCAGCUCUAUCCGUGUGGGCAGUAGUGACGACUUAAUGCAUUUUGAAACUAAUAGAGACAACAUUAAGUCUGUUUUGGAAGCAGGGGUCGGCCCGAGCGAUGAAAUCUAUGCCGAACUUGAAAGGGAAAGAGAAAGAGAAUCUGUUGAUCAGAGCCGAUUUAUGCCCAAUUUUAUCCGAUCCAGUCCUACUAAAAUGCAAACUGUCUUCUCUCCUCACAUGGGCUUAGUAACCACUGAUGAAGGCAACUCUCCAGAACCGAGUGAAGAGGACGAAGAGCUUGACCUGAACCCCACUGCAGAGGAAGAAGUUGAGGAACAGAUUUGUCGAAAGAACCUCUCGUCAAUCCGAUUGCCAUUUGAACUUGACAGUGAUAGUGCUGAGUCUGCUGAUGCUUCCAUUGAUAGUUAG
Messenger RNA from Protopolystoma xenopodis, 894 nucleotides. Lineage: Eukaryota; Metazoa; Platyhelminthes; Monogenea; Polystomatidea; Polystomatidae. The record is from the annotation of a GenBank genome assembly.